Messenger RNA from Zingiber officinale, 1480 nucleotides. RefSeq names its product transmembrane protein 230-like. NCBI's taxonomy places the organism in Eukaryota, Viridiplantae, Streptophyta, Magnoliopsida, Zingiberales, Zingiberaceae. Gene Ontology annotation, cellular component: endomembrane system. The coding region runs from base 159 to 473 and encodes 104 amino acids. The record is from RefSeq and is a predicted model, not a curated record. The transcript has 3 exons.
UAAGUAGCGUGUCAGCUGGGAAAAGAGACCGCGAACCAACGCCGAGCAGCGUGCUCCUUCCUUCCUUCCUGUCUAGGGUUUCUUCUUCGAUCUCUUUUUACCUUGUCCUUCCACAUCCCUCUCUCGUCGGGCUGCAGAUCUCCCUCUUUCGCCCUCCGAUGGCGUACGUCGACCACGCCUUCUCCAUCUCCGACGAGGACAUCAUGAUGGGCGACUCCAGCUACGCCAUCCGCAGCCGGCCCCCCAUCAAAGAGAUCGCCUUCGCCGUCGCCCUCCUCGUAUUCGGCUCCCUCGCCAUCGUCGUCGGCUCCAUCAUGGCCGCCAACCGCGUCGGCGGCGACCGCGCCCACGGGAUUUUCUUCGCGAUUUUGGGGUCCGUGCUUUUCCUGCCAGGGUUCUACUACACGAGGAUAGCUUAUUAUGCGUACAAGGGGUAUAAAGGCUUUUCCUUUGACAAUAUUCCUGCUGUCUGAGAACUAUGGAUGCAUUUCUUGGCUCGCCAUGGAUGAUCCCUUCUGUAUAGAAACUGGCAUAUAUAUGAGGUUCAAUCUUAUGGUAAUCUAGUAGAUAUAUUCUCAGUACUUGCUGAGAUUUAACUACUGUAAAUGAACAUCCAAGAUUAAAGAAUGUGCUUCACUGCAUUAAUGCCGAUCAUUUUACGUUUUCACAGUAUUUUAGCAGAGAUAACACUUUUUUAACGUAUUUGGGUUCAUUCUUAUUUCUCGCACAAAUUUGAACUGUUUGAGUUGUUUCAUCAUAGCCAAUUACUGAUCUAAUUCAUCAUUUUCUUUGCGUUUUUCUGAAUCACACUAACAAACACUGAAAUUUCUCAUGGGUCCUGGUUUUAACAUGUUUUUUUCCGGACUUAUUUCCACUUUUAGUUUUUUCACACCUUGGAUUUUUGUGUUUAAUCAGACCAGACCAUUUUGGUGGAUAUAUCAAUAAACUUCCACAUUAUUCUUAGGCAUAUAAUGUUCAUUCGAUGAAUCAAAACAACCUUGUAUGCCUACCAACAAAUGGUUUCUCAUUCUCAUUGUUGCCAAUCAAUAUGACUUAAAUGCUUCAGUUCCAAAAUUUUUUGUAUUGUCUGUCACCCACACAGCCUAUAUAAUGUUGCUUAAGAACAACAUAGUAGAAUUGAUCCAUGGUUCCAACUUCAGAGUACAUAUUCGAUUGUGUUUGUCCUUAUUUUCAUUUUUAUUUAUGUAUUUAUGAUUUUUUUUUCAACUUCAUGCUUCUUCUAUGUUAAACUGUGUUACUUUAAAGUGGUUCUAUGAUAUCAAGCUAAACAUAUUUUGAUGACUGUUGCAUUACUUCUACGUGGGUUUCAACAUCUAGCAAACUUGGACAGAGUUCAUACAAGUCACUUGUUAAAAGACAUCAGUCAUUAGGCUUUAUGAUUCUGUAUAAUUGUCAAUCAACCUCUUCAUCUCAACUUGUAUGCAAAAUUGCAAAUCAUUGUUGAUGGUUUUUUUUUUCU